Mollisia scopiformis is the source of this 3729-nucleotide messenger RNA. RefSeq lists its product as uncharacterized. NCBI's taxonomy places the organism in Eukaryota, Fungi, Ascomycota, Leotiomycetes, Helotiales, Mollisiaceae. Gene Ontology annotation, cellular component: endoplasmic reticulum membrane. Bases 152 to 3391 code for a protein of 1079 amino acids. Gene Ontology annotation, biological process: GPI anchor biosynthetic process. Gene Ontology annotation, molecular function: mannose-ethanolamine phosphotransferase activity. The record is from RefSeq and is a predicted model, not a curated record. The transcript has 2 exons.
CUCUGAACCUCGAACUUUCUAUACCUCAUAUUCUUCCUCUCAUUCACGCAUAUUCAUUUUCCCUUUCCCCUUCUGUAUCUACAACCAAUGGCUUCCGAGCCACAGCAUUACUUCCUUACAUAUUAUACCUUUCUUUUUGUUUCAGGGAAAGAUGGCUACGCAAGCUCCCAGACCCCGAGUAGGAACUCCUUCAGUUCCGAAAGCGGUGCCGGGAAAUACGAAUUCGAUUGCCGCUCAGUAUGCGCGUGCAAAGGCCCUCAAAGAUGCACAGGAGAAGGGCGGGUUGGAUAGGAAUGGGAGGGUGAAGAGUCCGUUGGUUAGGUUGAAUGAGUGGAAGGCUGCGAGGUUUGGGAGGGAGUGGGUUUGGGGGUGGGGAUUCUUUGGGUGGUUGUUCUUUAUACAUAUUACGGGACUGUAUUUCUUUACCCGCGGCUUCCUGCUUACUCGACUCGUUCUGGAAGAGAAGUCCUUGUGUGCGGAACCUCCUGUUACGCUGAGUGCGAGUUAUAAAGGACUUGGCGACCCGGAAAAUGGAUGUUGGCAUCCGAAAACUUUCGAUAAAGCGAUUGUGCUUAUCAUCGAUGCCUUAAGAUACGAUUUCACGGUUCCGUUCGAGGCAAGUGGUGAGGAUCCAGCGCAGGCCUAUCAUAAUGCCUUGCCGUUCUUAUGGGAGACUGCAAUAAGGGAACCGCAAAAUGCGUUCCUGCUCCCUUUCAUUGCGGAUCCGCCUACGUCGACGCUGCAACGAUUGAAAGGGUUGACGACGGGGACGCUGCCAACGUUUAUUGAUAUCGGUUCGAAUUUUGCGGGGACGGCGAUCGAGGAAGAUAAUUUGUUGAUGCAGAUGAGGGAUGCGGGCAAGAGGAUCGUGCAUUUGGGGGAUGAUACCUGGACGGCUCUAUUCCCUGGCUAUUUUGAGGGGAAUAUAAGUCGAGCGUACGACUCUUUUAAUGUGUGGGAUUUGCACUCGGUGGAUAAUGGUGUCAAUCAGCACAUUUUCCCAUUACUGGGAGAGAGGAGGAAGGACGAGUGGGAUGUGAUGGUUGCGCAUUAUUUGGGCGUGGAUCAUGCGGGGCAUAGGUAUGGACCGAAUCAUCCGGCUAUGACGGGAAAGCUGCAGCAAAUGGAUGGGGUGUUGAGGGAUGUUGUUAGGGCGUUGGAUGAUGAUACCCUGUUGGUGGUUAUGGGUGAUCAUGGAAUGGAUGCCAAGGGAGAUCAUGGUGGUGAGAGCGAUGAUGAGGUUCAAGCUGCGUUGUGGAUGUACUCCAAGAAAGGAGUAUUUGGACGCACGCAACCGAGCUUUGUAACGCCUCCGCUGCAUGCUAAGGAGAGACCGGUUGAUCAGAUCGAUUUGGUUCCUACCUUGGCUUUGCUAUUGGGAUUACCAAUUCCUUUCAAUAAUCUGGGGAAGCCGAUCGAAGAGGCGUUUGCUGGCAAGAAAGGCAAUGCUUGGGAGAAUCUCGCGAAUGUGGUGAGGACGACUGCUGCUGGAAUCAAGAGAUACCAAGCUGCGUAUUUCGCUGCUCGUGGUAUUGACGAGAGCACUAUUGAUGGAUCUCCACGCGCUCUAUGGACUCUGGCUGAGAACACGCUUGCUGGGAAUGGAAAACAACAGAUGUGGCAAGACGCUUACAGGACAUUCUCAGAAUAUCAGGAGAAGAACCUCAAGGUAUGCCGGGACUUGUGGGCUCGAUUUGAUGUGCCUAGCAUGUGCUUAGGCAUUGUCAUUCUUGCUGCUGGUGUGGUGUCCCUUAUGCUAUUUGCGAAUUGCAAUACGGAUGAUAAUACAGCUAUUGUUGAUGCUCCUGAAUUGGAUCGAACGGAGCUACAGCUAGAAAUCGACGAGUUUGCCAAGGGCAAUCCACCCACAGUCACAGAAGAAACUACUAGUCGCUCACUAGUGAGAGGUGCUUUGAUCGGCUCCCUCCUAGGAGUCGCAGCUGGUCCGACAGUCUGGAUAGCUACUGGUGGUGGAACACUACUUGACUUUGGUCUUGCUCUUACUUCUGUCUCUGGUUUGAUAGGCGUGCUAUACCAAGAGAUGAGGAGAAGGAUGGCUUUUGGUAACCCUUUCCCUACUUCUUUCUGGGGCUGGCUUGCCGUCAUCUUUACCGUCAGCCAAUCUAUUGGCUUUGCCUCCAACUCGUACACCAUCUGGGAAGAUUCCAUUACUUUGUUCUUCAUCAGCACCUUUGGUAUUGCAACGGCAGCAUCCUCUUUACGGUUAGAGAAGAAGUCAGAAAUGACUCUUGGAGUCUAUCACUCUCUUGUCUUUGUUGCUUUGGGUUGGGCAGCUUCGUUCUCGAAACUGUGCAGAGAAGAGCAAAUGCCCUAUUGCAGGUCGACGUACUACGCUUCUGCAAAUUCUUCUACAUCUGCUCCCUGGCAACUUAUCAUACCCUUUGUGGUUGCCAUCGUCUUACCUUCUAUCAUCAAGUCUUACUACACUAGCAGCCGAAAUUAUGAAGGUCUAGCACCUUUAUGGAUUGGCUGGGCAUUCCGGGCUGGUCUAUUCAUGAGCGCUGUAUUCUGGACUUUGGAUGCUGCUGACGAUGGAGAAUGGUUUCCAAACCUUGGAAAGAAUACACUCAAAAGCCUCCGUGUGCCUAUGGCUCAGACCGUCUUUGCCAUGGCACUCGGAGCUGGCUCUGUAGCAUUCGGCUGGGCUGACCCAUGCGUCUCAAUCACCACAGAAGCUGUUCCAAACGCUGCCUCUUACACCGACGGACCAAGUGCAACACUCACCGUCCUCGGAUACGCCAACACCCACGGUACCCGCUACUUCCUCCUCGUCAUCAACCUCCUCCUCUGCAUCCUCAUGGUUCAAAAACCCAUGGGCGGAGGCGCCAUCUCCCUCAUGACCUGGCAGAUCUUCUCCCUCCUCGAAAUCCUCGACCUCAACUCCCUAACCACCUCCCCAAUCGGCCCCGUCCUCCUCGCCCUCCUAGGCUCCUUCCACUUCUUCAAAACAGGCCACCAGGCAAGCCUCGCCUCCAUCCAAUGGGAAUCAGCCUUCAUCCCCCUCCACACCAUCAAAUACCCGUGGUCACCCCUCCUCGUCGCGCUCAACUCCUUCGGCGCCCAGAUCCUGGCCGCGGCAGCCGUGCCCCUCGUCGUGCUGUGGAAACAGAAACCGCAGAAGAAGGGGAUUCUGAAGAGUGUGCUGAGGGCCCUGGCGUGGCAUGUGGCGUAUUAUGCGGUAGUGGGAUUGGCGACGACGAUGUGGGCGGGGUGGCUAAGGAGGCAUUUGAUGCUGUAUCGGAUUUUUAGCCCGAAGUUUAUGACGGCUGCGUUGGUGCUACUUGUUGUUGAUAUAGUAGGGUUGGUGGUUAGUCUUGUGGGGGUGAGGUGGAAUACUUGGAAGGUUGGGGAGACUUUUGGGUGGGGUUAAAAGAGUGUGGGAAUUUGUGUAAAAGUAUAGUGGAUGGGUGUCUUUAUGGGAUGGCAUUUUUCGUUUGGUAUAGGAUUGCAUAGCGAGGGCAUUGAAGGAAUUGCACUACUACUUGGAUCGUUCUUCAACCUUGUUUUCUCGGGCAUUAAGGAAUUGUGAAGGAAUCAUAUCCUCGAUUAGCAGAUAUUGACUAAGACGUGAAUGUAAUGUCCUAGCUCAAGUCAAAGUCCGACAUUCAGGAUGAUCGCUAGGUCAAGAAGAGCGGAUUUGAGUUUUGAAUGUCAGGUCUUAGCUCUGGAAUUUCUGCAGCAAAAAUCUGCAUCCGCGAUAGAAACCCU